CCAAUCUGACUGCCUCCUCAUUCGUCUCUGGAUUCUCCUGUGGCUCUCUGUGACCGGGCCAUUGUUAUAGGGGAUCCCUUAAGUGACAAACUUAAUGGAAAACUCUCGGCCGAUCCAUCACAGAGCAACCAGCCUAGAGGCACCCGCAGAGGCAGCUAAGUAGGACCUACGGCUCGGUGUCGGAUGGAUUCUUUCCAGCUGCUGCGGCGGCCACCACAGACUGCCUCCGUGCACGUGAAGCUGUAGUGGGAUCCCUGCGCCGUCUGAACACAUUCAACAAACAUGGCUGGUAAAAUUCAGAGUUUAACCGAGGAGGAAAGGGCGCACCUACUCCCCCUGCUACGCAACGCUCAGUGGGUGGAAGCUGUCGGAAGGGAUGCCAUUUACAAAGAGUUUGUCUUUAAAGACUUCAACCAGGCUUUUGGCUUCAUGUCCAGAGUGGCUCUACAAGCUGAAAAAAUGGACCAUCAUCCUGAGUGGUUCAAUGUCUACAAUAAGGUUCAGAUCACGUUAAGUACACACGACUGCGGGGGACUGUCCCAACGGGACAUCACUUUGGCUACCUUCAUUGACCAGGCAUCGCUGCUGUGAGCAACACUAGACCGAACAUUAGACGGGUCGGGUUCAACAGGAAGCAGUGUGAGUCGCCGGUCACCGCGCAGUCAUGAAGACCAUGACCGGUGUGCGCUGCACAAUCCAAAGAACAUGUACUGACCCUUCCCGUUUGACUGUGAACUGUGGAGCUGUGUUGGUGUUGCUCGACUGCAGAAGGCCAAAAACGUGCUGUUAUUAUGGUGUGCUGUGAAUGCAUUAAUGUGGCGUUAUGUCAAAAUGAAAUACAGAAUUUGAUGAAUAUUCCUGUAAAGGAAUAUAUCAUCUCUACCUACCAUUCCAGUUGUUAUCUAGGGUAACAUUUACAACACAAUCUCUCCCACUCGGACAUCCUUUGCCUUUAUGUGCCUAAUGUUUAAGAUGUUUUGUCUGAUGUCAGCAGUUAAAUAAAGGACAUUUUUG
This is a messenger RNA of Lampris incognitus (smalleye Pacific opah), 1014 nucleotides long. RefSeq names its product pterin-4 alpha-carbinolamine dehydratase/dimerization cofactor of hepatocyte nuclear factor 1 alpha (gene pcbd1). Bases 283 to 591 code for a protein of 102 amino acids. Gene Ontology annotation, molecular function: 4-alpha-hydroxytetrahydrobiopterin dehydratase activity. The record is from RefSeq and is a predicted model, not a curated record. The transcript is spliced from 5 exons. Lineage: Eukaryota; Metazoa; Chordata; Actinopteri; Lampriformes; Lampridae. Gene Ontology annotation, biological process: tetrahydrobiopterin biosynthetic process.